Sorex fumeus (smoky shrew) is the source of this 1293-nucleotide messenger RNA. RefSeq names its product aldo-keto reductase family 1 member C15-like. The record is from RefSeq and is a predicted model, not a curated record. The transcript is spliced from 9 exons. Lineage: Eukaryota; Metazoa; Chordata; Mammalia; Eulipotyphla; Soricidae. Gene Ontology annotation, biological process: steroid metabolic process. Gene Ontology annotation, molecular function: steroid dehydrogenase activity; aldose reductase (NADPH) activity; ketosteroid monooxygenase activity. Bases 49 to 1023 code for a protein of 324 amino acids. Gene Ontology annotation, cellular component: cytosol.
UCUGCGCUGGGACAGGGAAGCACCGUGGGUAGCACUCUGUGUGCACGGAUGGACCUCCAGGGCAUGCGGAGUGUGCAGCUCAGUGACGGGCACCGGAUGCCAGUGCUGGGACUUGGCACCUACGCUCCUGCUGAUGUUCCAAAGAGCAAAGCCGGUGAGGCCACCCAAAUGGCCAUUGAUGUUGGCUUCCGGCACAUCGAUGCUGCCUAUUUCUAUGAAAAUGAGGAGGAGGUGGGGGAGGCAAUUCGCGCGAAGAUGGCUGAUGGCACCGUGAGGCGUGAGGACUUGUUCUACACCACCAAGCUUUGGGUGACUUUCCUUCAGCCACAUUUGGUCCGGCAGUGCCUGGAAAGGUCCCUGAAGAAACUGGGGCUGGACUACGUGGACCUCUUCAUCAUUCACAUGCCGGUAGCUAUGAAGCCCGGGGAGGAACUCCUCCCACAAGACGCUAGUGGGAACUUUCUCUUAGAGCAGGUGGACCUGUGUCAGACGUGGGAGGCCCUGGAGAGCUGCAAAGACGCAGGGCUGACCAGGUCCAUCGGCGUGUCCAACUUCAGCCGCAAACAGUUGGAGAUGAUCCUCAGCAAGCCAGGGCUCAAGUACAAGCCCGUGUGCAACCAGGUGGAGUGUCACCCUUACCUGAACCAGCAGAAACUGCUGGACUAUUGCAAGUCCAGGGACAUCAUCCUUGUGGCCUACAGCGCCCUGGGAUCCCACCGGGACCCUCGAUGGAUCAAAAGAGAUUGUCCGUUCCUCCUGGAGGAGCCGGUCCUGAAGGCCAUUGCCAAGAAACACGGUCGUAGCCCCGCCCAGGUGGCCCUGCGCUACCAGCUGCAGCGGGGGGUGGUGGUGCUGGCCAAGAGCUUCAGUGAGAAGAGGAUCAAGGAGAACUUCCAGGUGUUUGACUUCCAGUUGACCCCAGAGGACAUGAAAGCCAUCAAUGGCCUCAACAGGAACUUCCGCUAUUGCGGAAUGGAAUUCACAGUAGGCCACCCUGACUACCCGUUUGCUGAGGAGAGCUGAGCUCAAUCGCUGUCCCAGGCACCAUCCCCAGAGCUCCUGGACCCUCAAACAUGGCUGUGGGAGGCUCAGCCCCACCUUUUCCGUUUGACCUGUUCCUUCCAAUCAAUACUCAGAUCGAAGGCAUUGUAUCCUGAUUAUUCAAUCAUAGAUUAUUCACUACAAAUUACAUUGGAAUCAGAUACUGAUAUAGGCUAAUAUAAGAAUAUAACAGUUUGGAAAUUUCCAAUUAAACUGCUUUCUUGGGGGCUCUCCUGUUGAUUGUUCUUUCUA